GGUUUUUAUCUUGGUUUCCAGUUUAAUUUGGAAACAACACGCCCACAGUUGACACCAUUAACUGUUUAUCUGAUAGAACCCUGUGUUGGGACUGAGUGCAGAACAUCCUCAAGACUCGCCGGAAUCUCAGAAGAGCCCAUCAGCUCAGCAGAACACUGCAGAACCGUUGUCUGAUUCAUCGCAGCCAUGAGUGACAAAUCCGAAGGGAAUCUCCUUGAAGAGAGCCUGGUUCAGCUGAGAUGUCACUUCACGUGGGAGUUGCUAGUGGAAGCCACCGAGCUGCCCGAUUUAGAAAACAGGAUCUUGGAUGAGAUUGAUUUCCUGGACACCAGAUACAACGCGGGGAUCCACAACCUGCUGGCCUACGUGAAACACCUCAAGGGCCAGAACCAGGAAGCCCUGGGGAGCCUGCGGGAAGCAGAAGCCUUGAUCCGGCAGGAACAGGCCGCCCAGUCAGAGGCGAGAAGUCUGGUCACCUGGGGCAACUACGCCUGGCUGCAUCACCGCAUGGGCAGGCCGCAGGAAGCCCAGGCUUACCUGGACAAGGUGGAGGACGCCUGCAAGAAGCUCGGGGCUUCCUCCCGCUACAGCGUGCAGUGUCCCCAGAUGGACUGCGAGGAGGGGUGGGCCUUGCUGAAAUGUGGAGGGAAGAACUAUGAACGGGCCAAGGCCUGCUUUGAGAAGGCUCUGGCAGUGGACCCAGAAAACCCUGAAUUCAGCACCGGGUAUGCGAUCUCCACCUACCGCCUGGACGGCUUUAACAAAACAACACAGGUUAGCGAGGCGUUGUGUCUGCAGCCCCUGAGAGAGGCCAUCAGGCUAAACCCAGAAGAUGCGUAUGUUAAGGCUCUCCUUGGCCUGAAGCUCCAGGACGUAGGGCAAGAAGCUGAAGGAGAAAAGUACAUAGAAGAAGCACUAGGGAACACGUCCUCGCAGACCUACGUCUUCCGGUACGCGGCCAAGUUUUACCGAAGAAAAGGCUGUCUGGAUAAAGCUCUUCGGCUCCUAAAAAUGGCCCUGCGGGCCACCCCGUCCUCUGCCUUCCUGCACCACCAAGUAGGGCUUUGCUACAGGGCACAAAUGAUCGCAAUCAAGAGAGCUGCCAACUGGCAGCCCCGGGGACAGGACAGAGA
Molecule: messenger RNA, 1133 nt
Organism: Lontra canadensis (Northern American river otter)
Lineage: Eukaryota; Metazoa; Chordata; Mammalia; Carnivora; Mustelidae
Product: interferon-induced protein with tetratricopeptide repeats 1B-like
Exons: 2
Biological process (GO): defense response to virus
Cellular component (GO): cytosol
Molecular function (GO): RNA binding; protein binding
Source: RefSeq, a predicted model, not a curated record